Molecule: messenger RNA, 2228 nt
Organism: Bactrocera neohumeralis
Lineage: Eukaryota; Metazoa; Arthropoda; Insecta; Diptera; Tephritidae
Exons: 2
Coding region: 250-1320 (356 amino acids)
Source: RefSeq, a predicted model, not a curated record
UAAAGAGUUAAAAAUACUAUCUUCAGCAAAAGUUUUGUUUUAUUUAAAGAUUUAAUAAAGCGUACAUAAGCAAACAAGUUGCUGCUAAUUUUUCUAAACAGAGUUUUUGUCACUUCAAACGGUAUUUCUCAUUGAGCACGACAACAACGAGGGCAUGUGAUGCAAACAACAACUAAAUUGCGUCGUAAAUAAAGGAGGGCUACAGUAAUUGCUUAGUUACAUAUAAAUUGUGCUAUCCAUCGAUAAAUAAUGCCACCCAAGAAAAUAAACACAACAUCACAAUUUUGUGGUUAUUGCUCUGAGCUGAUACGAGAUGGUGUACAGUCCAGCAUCCAAUGUGUUGCUUGCCAACUCUGGUUUCACUCUAGGUGUACAGGCCUUUCAUCUGUGGAAUUUAAGGCCACAGCGAUCAGUAUCAAGAAAAAGGAGUCGGUUUGGAACUGUUCAUCCUGCAGCAAUGAUAUCAGUGUUAGGACAUGUGACAGCCACUUAUCUGAUGAUGAAGUUUUAACACACAUCUCGCCACAAGCUAAUGAAAUGGAAAGUCUCUUCCAGAAGUACUUUGAUCGCUUCACCUCUGACUAUGACCGCAAAUUUGAAGAUCUCAAAAAGUCAUUCGUAAGUAGCGUAAAUAACCUUAAGGAUGAGGUAAGCAAUCUGUCUAAACAAUAUACAACACUCGCUAAUAAAUGUACUGCCCUUAACGAUAGGCUUUCAUCAGUAGAGAAUAAAAUUAAUAAUAAACUCAAUGCCAAGCCUGACUUACCAGUGAGCAAGGAAGAUAUCUUCACUGAAAUGUUGGAACGUGAGCGCCGUAAAGUCAAUGUAAUUGCUCUAAACAUCCCGGAAUCAGUCAAACCAAUGGGUAAAGAUCGUUUGGAUGACGACAGGACAAAUCUAGUAGCCGCUUUGCCUUCUUGUCUCUCGAACAUUGCCACUGAAUUUAAGCUACGCAGACUAGGCCGACAUACACCGGGUCGUACACGUGCGCUACAUAUUACAACUCGCUCAGCUGAUGAUGCGCUCUCAAUUAUCAAAUACAGACCACCUAAUAGUAACACUGCAGUCUUUUUCAAAGCUGAUCUUACCCCUUCUCAACAACAGCACCUAAAAGAUUUACGACUGGAACUUGACUCUCUAGUAAAAAGCGGCAACGACAGUAUGACUAUAAAGUAUAUCCAUGGUAUGCCUAAGAUUGUAAAGAAGAAUUUUCGCUCGCACAACGAACAAGAAGAAAGUAUCUCUCAUCCAGUUAUAUUACCAGAACGUUCGAGGUCUGCGCACAAAACUCUGCGCAUUUCUGACCAACACGUCGUCUAACCAGUCUGAUAUCAUAUGCAUCACUGAGUCCUGGCUCCAUCCAUCUAUACGUGAUGGAGAAGUCAUUGACUCUUCUUAUAAUAUCUACCGUAAAGAUCGUACAUCUCAUGCUAAUCAUAAAGUACGUGGUGGUGGAGUCUUUAUCGCAUGCAAACGUUAUCUACACACUGAGCCAAUCUCUACUGAAAAUAAUAACCUAGAGCAAAUAUUCAUCAGGGUGAAGGGUGCAUCCCGUGACCUAAUUAUCGGCUGUGUAUACAUACCUCCUCAGUCACCUUAUGACAUCUUUGUUGACCACCUGGCCACUAUUUCUUUCAUUAGAGAAAAACACCAAGCAUCUGACUUACUGAUAGUUGGUGAUUUCAACCUCCCUAGCAGCUCUCCUCGUGCGGACUGUGAAAAACUACUUUACGACUGCUAUUCGCUCCUGAAUUGCACACAGCGCAACCACAUUCUCAAUGCUCACAACUCAGCCCUUGACUUAUGUUUCAGCGACAUCGACAUUUCUCCUGAACACUCGCUUGCCUUGGUUCCUGAAGACACAUAUCAUCCCGCUCUAGAUAUCACGCUCAACUUUCAGCCUGGACUAGUUCCUAUCUACUCCUCUACGUACUCUUUCAAAAAGGCCAACUAUGCUGAGCUCAACACUUUCUACCUGAGAACAAAUUGGAUCGAUUUAUAUAAACUCAGCACAAUUGAUAGCAAGCUUGAUUAUCUCUACGCUAAAAUCUUUGAAGGGAUUAACCAGUUCGUUCCAGCAUAUACUUAUAAACACAGCAGUUAUCCACCCUGGUUUUCAAAAGAUCUCAUUCGCAAAAUUAAAUUGAAGAAGUCGGCGCAUGCGUUGUACAAGACAAGACGUACCAACUACAAUUACUCUUGCUUCAGUAAACUGAGUGAAAAGUGAU